Molecule: messenger RNA, 186 nt
Organism: Strongylus vulgaris
Lineage: Eukaryota; Metazoa; Nematoda; Chromadorea; Rhabditida; Strongylidae
Source: the annotation of a GenBank genome assembly
AUGAGGGAGUUUGAAAAUUUUGAUCAGUUUACUGGAAAAGCGACCACAAAGUUCUCCAACGAGGUUUAUCUGAAGGCUGGAGAUUACCUCAUCAUUACUGCAGACUACGAAACCACUACGGAAAAGGUUGGAGUAAUUACAGGAAAAUUCACUCAGAUCUGGCGCAAAACUUCUGGUUAUUUCUGA